AUGGACGAGCCACCGUCUCUGGAGCUGCACAGCCACCUCGAGCGCAUGCUCGAGGACGGGAGGGGCGCCGACGUGACGUUCAGCGUGGCCAACCAGGAGUUCCGCGCUCACAGUUUUCUCCUGGCGGCGCGAUCGCCGGUCCUGGCGGCGCAGCUAUUUGACCUAAUGGAGGGUGUGCGGCGAGUGGAGAUCGUGGACGUGGAGCCUGCCAUAUUCAAGAUGAUGCUUCACUACAUCUACACGGAGUCGCUGCCACCGUACGACGAUCAAGGCGGAAACAACAUCAGGGUGAUGCAGCAUUUACUGGUGGCAGCAAAUAGGUACGGCCUAGAAAGGUUGAAGCUGGUAUGCGAAGAAGAACUGUGCAAAAGAAUCGACUCAGAGACCAUCACAACCAUGUCGGCGUUGGCAGAUCAGCACCAGUGCAAACGCCUCAAAGUUGCAUGCAUGAAGUUCAAAUCAUCACCCAAGUAA
This is a messenger RNA of Triticum turgidum subsp. durum (durum wheat), 474 nucleotides long. Lineage: Eukaryota; Viridiplantae; Streptophyta; Magnoliopsida; Poales; Poaceae. The record is from the annotation of a GenBank genome assembly.